GGAACGAGUUGACAUUGGGGAACCUUACUACGUGGGCUGUUACCACCUUGGUACCUUAUAUCUGGGAUUGACUUUAUAUCCCCCUUAACUCUGUACAGUAGGGGAAACGUCAAGGACAAUCUUUACUGAUUACUUCUUUAUUAUCUGACCUGUCGACUUCACAUCAACAUCAAUCCAAGCCUUCUUGGGAGAUUCUACUACACAACUUACUUCUACGCAGUUUAUUAUACCAGUUUGGCCAUACCAUUGGUGUAAGUGGUGUGAACAUAAUCUGUUCAUGAUAACAUUCUCCAUCAUAAAUUGGAUAUCAUACGAGUCAUGGGUUCUAACGGCGUUCCAUCUCUCGUCAAUCCGAUACACCCUUCGGUAGUCGAGAAACUCGAUCCACACUUUACCGAGAUCUACAUGCGCUACCAAGCUUCUCGGUUGCGAGCAGAUCAAGUUCCAUACGAGGUUUACAACAAGGACCGCCCAAAAUAUACUUUCCCAACUGAUAAGGUAGCUGGAAAUUCUCCGGACGUAGCUAGCAACAAGAUCUACAAGUUCCCUGUGUCGAACCCUGUAGGCGAGAUAGCUGUGCAGGUGUACGUACCUACGCAAGAUGCAAUCACUAAUGGCGGGUUGGAGAAGGAUGGCCUACUUCCAGCACUUGUAAACUACCAUGGAGGAGGUUUCGUUAUCGGAGGUUUGGAAUCGGACGUCUCUCUAUGCAGGAAGAUCUGCCAAAGGGUCGGCUGUAUCAUAGUCAAUGUUGACUAUCGACUUUCUCCGGAACACCCACAUCCAAUUCCCCUUACUGACAGCUGGGAAGCGUUGAAAUGGACUUUUAAAAACGCAGCAACAUUGAAAAUAGACCCCUCGCGCGUGGGAGUCAGUGGGCUAUCUGCUGGAGCAUGCAUUGCAGCGGUUCUUGCAUUGCUAGCACGGGACGAACCGGGCUUACCACGCCUCGCCCUGCAGCUACUCAUCGUACCGGUGAUCGACGCAAGAUAUAUCCCGAUAGAGGGUUCGUGCGACCCUGCGAAGACACCGUAUAAAAGCUACAUUGACUUCGAAUUCGCACCCAUGCUUCCCCUCAAUCGCCUUAUUUGGUUCUAUAAUCUGUGGCUAGGCACAGACGAAGGUCGUACAGCGAACGCCAACGAUUUUCGCGCUUCUCCCAUAGUAGCAGACUCGCACGCAAAUUUGGCACCGGCUAUCAUCCGCUGUGCUGAUGUUGACCCACUGAGAUCGGAAGGAGUUGCGUAUCACGAGAAAUUGACAGCGGCUGGUACGCCUAGUAAAGUCAAAAUAUACAAGGGGCAAGGGCAUCCGUUUCCUCACUGGGAUGGAGAGAAUCCAGUAUCAAAGGGAUUUGUCAGCGAUUGUGUUGAUGAACUGAAAGUUGCCUUUGUAAAGAAAUAAGGGGCUGCCCUCUCCGAAGGUCCUCUCUAAAAACUAGGAUGAGAGGGGUAAAAUGAAGAUAUUAUAUACCUACCUCUUAUAUAUCCUGUUAUCCUGUUUAAGGGUCGCUUGCCGACAGUUACACGAAGUGGUUUACAUCAACUACGUAGGUACAUACAUAUUGUAUGGAUGUGUUUUGGGAGGACUACUCGAAGUACCUAGGUACUUAAGUAGAUGACAACCUUAGACAUGCUGGGAUUCGUUGUUGCCUACAUAUCCAAAUAAAAGGAAUUAAAUCGA
This is a messenger RNA of Hypoxylon trugodes, 1683 nucleotides long. Its product is annotated as alpha/beta hydrolase fold protein. Lineage: Eukaryota; Fungi; Ascomycota; Sordariomycetes; Xylariales; Hypoxylaceae. The record is from RefSeq and is a predicted model, not a curated record. The transcript is spliced from 2 exons. Gene Ontology annotation, molecular function: hydrolase activity. Bases 319 to 1404 code for a protein of 361 amino acids.